UGAAUACGGAGCGGUGCCGUGCGCGCUCGGGUCCGGGUUUUCUUUUUCUCCCCUCCCAUCUAUUUCCUCCUCGCCUGCCACGAGUUUACCUUCACUUGUUCAGCCUUCACUCUGAGAGGAGGAGGAUGGUAUGUGAUUGGCCAGGCGGGGACUGGUAGUCCGGAGACUGGCAUUGUGCUCCACGUUGAUCCCGGUGUUCUUGUUUACACCUUGCGGACCGGGACGAGACAAGUCGCCCAGGAUCCCCCAACAACAGACUCGGGAGUCCAGUUGGCUGUGGACGCGGCAAUCUGACAACAUCUCCCCGUGGUUCUUAUUUUGUACGGUCGCAAAAUAAGUUACUCUGCUGGGAAUCGGACUCGCUAUCGCCUGAUGUAACCUCUCCGUGCAGAGCAGCAAUGCGUCAAACUUUUUGGUGACUUUUGUGGCACCACUGCGCGCUCGUGGCUCCUAGGCAAGCAGAGUAAGUGCAGCUGGAAAUGAAGACUACCGGGAAUGUGUUUCUUAAUAUUCACAGGGUGUGAUAUCUACGGUCCUCUCCAAAGUCCGAUUACGGGCGGACGUGUUUUGUCAAGAGUGAACUAUUUACCAAAACAACGUCAAUUACUGGAUUCUUUGGUUUUUUAGGAAGGAGAGACUUUGUUUGACGAGAGCCACUAACGCUGUGUGGGAGACCCCGGGACGUUUCGCCACGUCGUAUACGGAAAAGAUGCCCUGUGUUCGGAUGCAGCGUGACCACGGUCUCGGUCCUCUGAUGCUUCUCCUCUUGGUUGGAGGAUACGUCGUGUCUGGCACUGAGAGCACCGACUACAGCGAGGCCGAGGUUCUCCCCGACUCCUUCCCAUCAGCACCAGCAGAACCUCUCCCAGAAUUCCUGUUGGAACCGGAGGACGCUUUUAUCGUUAAGAACCGUCCAGUCCAGCUACGGUGCCGGGCAUCACCAGCCACCCAGAUCUACUUCAAAUGUAACGGAGAAUGGGUCAAUCAAAAUGAUCAUAUCACCAGAGAGAGCCUGGACCAGAUCACGGGUCUGGUGGUGAGGGAGGUGGACAUCUCGGUGGCGAGGACUCAGGUGGAGGAGCUGUUUGGUUUGGAGGACUACUGGUGCCAGUGUGUGGCCUGGAGCUCGGCUGGAACCACCAAGAGCAACCGUGCCUACGUUCGCAUUGCAUACCUGAAGAAAAACUUUGAGCAGGAGCCACUGGGGAGGGAGGUGCGACUCGAACAGGAGGUGCUGCUUCAGUGUCGGCCCCCGGAAGGCAUGCCCGCUGCCGAGGUGGACUGGUUGAAGAAUGAGGAUGUCAUAGAUCCAUCGCAGGACACCAACUUCCUGAUCACCAUCGAUCAUGAUCUGAUCAUCAAACAGGCCCGACUCUCUGACACAGCCAACUACACCUGUAUGGCUCACAACGUGGUGGCCAAAAGACGCAGCAGCACGGCUACGCUUAUUGUUUAUGUGAGCGGAGGUUGGUCUUCUUGGACUGAAUGGGCAGACUGUAAUGCUCGGUGUGGGCAGGGCUGGCAGCGCCGAACACGCAGCUGCACCAAUCCUGCCCCUCUGAAUGGAGGAGCCUUUUGUGAAGGCCCACCCUUCCAGAGAGUGACCUGCACCACACUUUGCCCAGUGGAUGGAGGCUGGACAGACUGGGCAAAGUGGUCCGCCUGUGGGACAGAGUGCACCCACUGGCGCAGUCGUGAGUGCCAAGCCCCCCCACCUAGAAACGGAGGAAAGCACUGCGGUGGCAGUUUGAUGGAGAGCAAGAACUGCACUGAGGGGUUGUGUGCACGAGAUAAAAAGAUUUCUAUUGAACAUGCAAGCCAUCCGCUGGCCCCAGCUAUGGGUGUCGCGGUCUACGCUGGUCUGGUGGGGGCCCUGCUGCUGUGUGUGAUUCUGGUGUUGUGCGUGGGAGUGCUUGCAUAUCGCCGCAGAUGCCGCCAUCUCCAUGGAGACAUCACCGAUUCUUCGUCUGCUCUCACUGCCGCCUUCCACCCUGGCAACUACAAGCCCCCCAGACAAGAUAACCCUCACCCUCUGCAUCCCUCAGCUCCUCCGGAUCUGACAGCCACAGCGGGAGCUUUCCGUGGGCCACUUUACUCCUUGCAGCAGGGGGUCAAUGACAGCCCCCACAAAAUCCCCAUGACCACAUCUCCCUUGCUGGACCCAUUGCCAACUCUCAAAAUCAAGGUGUACAACGCCUCCACUCUGUCCUCCCUGGAGCUCCCCGUGGAUAUGGGUUUAGGUGAUGGAGAGAUCCUCAGCCUGAUGUCAGUGGGUACUAUGGGGAGAGAACGAGAUUAUCACAGCCACACCCUCUCCAGAGAGCCUGGGCUGAGCACCAGCGCCACCCUGGGUAAUCUGGGAGGACGCCUUACCAUCCCCAACACAGGUGUGAGUCUGCUGGUACCUCCUGGCACAAUACCCCAGGGGAAGUUCUAUGAGAUGUACCUUAUUAUUAACAAGUGGGACAAAACGACGCUACCCUCUGAGGGAAGUCAGACUGUACUGAGUCCUGUGGUGAGCUGUGGCCCAUCCGGUAUGUUGCUGAACCGUCCCGUGGUCCUUACUUUGCCACACUGUGCUCAGCUAGACACACCCACACCUGACUGGACCCUCACACUCAAGACACAGACUCACCAGGGGGCAUGGGAGGAGGUGCUGACGGUGGGAGAGGAGACUUUGUCGUCUCCUUGCUACUUGCAGCUGGAGGAGGAGUGUUGUCAUGUUCUCAUGGAGCAGCUGGGAACAUACGGUCUUGUGGGCCAAUCCUGCCCCCCGCAGCCUGCUUGCAAACGGCUGCAGUUGGCAUUGUUCGCCCCUCGAGCGCCCUGCCUCUCCCUGGACUACAGCCUUCGCAUCUACUGCAUCCAUGACACCCCACAUGCACUCAAGGAGGUGCUGGACUUGGAGAGGAGUCUAGGAGGAGUGUUGCUGGAGGAUCCCAAGCCUCUGUUUUUCAAAGACAGUUAUCACAACCUGCGCCUGUCCAUCCACGACAUUCCUCACACUCACUGGAGAAGCAAACUUCUGGCAAAGUAUCAGGAGAUCCCGUUCUAUCACAUCUGGAGCGGCAGUCAGAGACCCCUGCACUGCACCUUCAGCCUAGAGAGAGGAGGCCUGGCUGUGUCACAGCUCACCUGUAAAAUCUGUGUGCGACAGGUGGAAGGGGAGGGACAGAUAUUCCAGCUUCAUACCGAUAUUCAGGAGACUUUACCUCCGCACUCACCCCUCCCGUCAGAAGGCACCUACCUGCCUUCCUCUCAAGUGGGACCCUUUGCCUUUCGCUUGCCUGACUCCAUCCGCCAGAAGAUCUGUGCCAGUUUGGAUGCACCCAGUGCUCGAGGAUGUGACUGGAGGCUCCUGGCACGCAGUCUGGGCUUUGACAGGUACUUGAACUACUUUGCAACAAAGCCUAGCCCCACAGGUGUUCUGCUGGACUUAUGGGAAGCGUGUCACCAAGCUGACGCAGACCUGGUCUCUCUGGCGACUGCGCUGGAAGAAAUGGGCAAAAGUGAGGUGCUAGUUGUCAUGACAACAGAUGGGGAUUGUUGAUUGGUCAAGGACCAAGAGAGCGAGCCAGACUUUUUUUCUUUUCUCCACCGUGAUGAAAAUAAGAAUACCUGCUGAUAAAUAUGCACAAACCAUAAGCCCACAGAGCGUUUUGGGUCCUUCACAUGCACUGUAUUACCUCUGCCUCAUCUUCCUUUUCACUGACCCCUGAUCAGCCACUGUAGCUACAUGCCCACCGUCAACCCAUUCCUAUGAUAACUGAUGAUCUGAUUCUGCCUGAAUCCUCCAAAGCAAUGUUGCAUCUACAAGAUGUGAAAACAAUUUGAGGGUACGAAAGCGUAAAAUGGGUGCAAAGUCAUGUGGUGUUGACUGUCUUUUUCAAAGAUUGAAAAUGAUGCUAUUUUUGUAUCUAGAUAACAGAAGCUUUGAGACAAACAAAUAAAGCACGCACAAUAACGCAAACAGACAAAUGCUAACACGGGAUUAGCCAUGUUUCAGUUGGGGCAUGAAAGAGCAUGAUCACCAUCUCACCUCAUGGCAGGGGCUUUUGUUUUCUCCAUUGUCAUUCUGUGUGUGCAGUGAUCGACAGGCCGCACCAACCUGUCUAAAACCUCCUCAGGCUAUAGACACCCUCCAUCAUACACACUCGCACACAGAGUAACCCCGGAAUCAGGCUUGACUUUCUCGUCCAACUGCUUGGACUGUGGAUAAAUUACAUGAGGUCCGUUUGAGAAAGUGGUAGGGGUUUGAAUUGUGAAGUGUAUUGAAGAAUUUGCAGAUAUCUAAACCGACAGACUCUUUAUAUUGUACCAACAAAUGCCUCAAAGCCUUGGCAUAUCAUUCCAACUCACUGGGGUGUUUCCCUUUCCUCCCUCGCGCUGCCACACUCCUCCGAUCUGUUGAGAAUAAACUGCAGAAGAGCUUUCUGGUCAUUCCUUAAAAGUUUCCUCUGGGGAACGCUCUUUAAGUUAUUAUCCAUAGUUGUGGAUUUUUUUAAUUUCAUUGUCAGUUCUGUUACGAUCAUGCAGAACCUGUUCGAUCAUCUGUGCUUAUUUAGGCUGCUGAGCCGCUGUGUUGUUUUCAUUUUUUAACUCGAGUAGAGCAGGCCAAAUGGGAGUUAUGUGCAUCGUGGAUGUCUCAGUUGUGAAUAACAAAACCAUGUGUAUUUGUUAUUUUUAAUACAAAAUGUAAACUGUAAAAUAUGAUUGGAAGCGGUCAAAUGUCCAGGUGAAUAUGAUGUAUUUCUUUGGCAUUUUGCUUCGCUGUAACUGAGGGCAGUUUCCCUUGUUCAGCGAUGAAUAUUACAGAGUAUAUUAGCCUUUCCUUAAAUCAACUUGGCAGAGAGGGACCAUAAAAUUGACCUCAACACGAAUACAUUAUGUUUCAAUCUAUUCUCUGUCCACCACUUAUCUAUGUUUCCAUCUGUCUAUCCAUCACCCUGUAACUCAUUAUGUCUCCCUUCUCUCAAUUUUAUAACGUAUUGUUAAUCGUUAUACUAAGCCGCCUGCUUUGUGGUCAGGGUCCUCAAGCUUUUUCAAUUGUCAAUAUUGUUUCUGUUAGUUAUUGUGAGAUGGAAAUUUUUAUAUUUUUAUCUUUCAACUCCAUGUGUUUUUGAGGGUUUUUUUCUUCCCUCAAAGCAAAAUAAGUGUUCAUAUCAUUGAAACCACAAAAACCAAAACACAAGCAGUAUCCUCCCCCCCCCCCUCCCUUCUCCAACAGCAGUGAGUCAUGUCACUGUUUUUUGUGAAUGAACUGAAGACACGAGUGUGUUUGUGUGCGUGAGUGUGAGUGUAUGAGUGGGCAGGUGGGCGUGCACGUACUGUGUGUGCAUACGCUUAAGCGCUGUCAUUUCUCUUUGUAAGUGCUAUGCAAGUACAAAAAAAUAGCGAAGCAAUUUUGACUUCUUUUGUUUCCGGGAAGAGUAAUUCUAUUUUUUCAGAUUAGGGCAUUGACAGGGUUUUGAUUUUGUAUCCUAAAGUGGUUUAAAAUGUUUGGUUACAGUGGUAUGUGUAAGAAUUCUUCAUCUGGAUCGGAAGGAUUGGAUCAUGGACUAAGAAAGUUGCCGUUAAAAAAGCCCAUGUGGUACAAGAAAAUAAAGUGCGGGAAAUGGCUCCAAAACAAGUUGUGACUAAUACCAUGAACUCGUGCCCUGCAGGUCUUGAAUACAACCAGUUCAGAACUUUGGAUCCCUGAACAUUGCAGGACUAUUUUUCUUUCCUUAGAUCUUGUUCCAGAGACUGGCUAGCUGGAGACUACAGUGUUCAUUCGUCCAGAAUUCUCGAGUAUCUGUUGGAUCUUUGGCUUUACCACUGGAUAAUUUAUGCUGGAGCUGGAUUGGAUUCUACCUUGCUCCAAUAAAAGAGAAAUAUUUAGCCUUUGUUGAAGAAGUCAGACAUUUUUAUGAGAAAAGAAAAACAAAAUGGAUUCAGUGACUUUAUUUUAUCUCUGUCAAGUAAUCAAUUGUAAAUAAACGUCUAGCCUUCUUACCUUGUCACUAAAUAUAAUUUGUAUGCAAUAAAUUAUAUUUCUUAGUUUAACAAUA
Messenger RNA from Pseudoliparis swirei, 6050 nucleotides. RefSeq names its product unc-5 netrin receptor B (gene unc5b). The transcript is spliced from 17 exons. The record is from RefSeq and is a predicted model, not a curated record. Gene Ontology annotation, molecular function: netrin receptor activity; protein binding. The coding region runs from base 710 to 3550 and encodes 946 amino acids. Gene Ontology annotation, cellular component: membrane. NCBI's taxonomy places the organism in Eukaryota, Metazoa, Chordata, Actinopteri, Perciformes, Liparidae. Gene Ontology annotation, biological process: netrin-activated signaling pathway; anterior/posterior axon guidance.